CUCACGCCCUGCUGCUGCUCUGCUGCUGCUCUGCUGCCCCCCCCCGUUGCUGCUCCAGUUCCACGGUCGUCACUCCUUUCUAACUCAGUCACUCGUUUGAUUUCUACAGACCCUCUGUACUAUUCUUCGCAUUUUCAUUCUACCUUCAUUUGAUUUUCACUUCCACAAUCUUUCCCAUCCUGCAAACAUGCAUCUCCUGGUUCUCGCCCUGGCGUCGCUCGCCUCGGCCAUCAGCAUCACCCAGCCGGCGUUGAAUGCAUCCUACCCCGCGGGUUCCACCGUCACCGUCAACUGGACCACCGUCGACACCGAUCCCACCUACUUCAGUCUUUACCUUUGGAACUUUGUGUACUGGCCCCCGACCUACGUGCCCCUGGCGAUCGACAUCCCCACCGCCGAUCUCUCCUACCCGGUGCACAUCCCCUGCGACACCACCCCGGAAUGGGGCUACCAGAUCAGCGGCAUCAACGGCACCAACGUCUACAUCAUCUACGCGCAGAGCGACAAGUUCACCGUGUCGGAGGCGAUCAACCAGACUGCCUGUGUGGAUACGCCUGCUACUGCUGCUGCUGCCUCCGCCUCCACCUGCGGGGCCCCCUCGACCGUUUUUGUCACGGUGAGCCCUACCGCGUCCAGCACUCCUUUAUUCCACCACCACCACCACCACCACCACUCCACCCAUCUCCUUCCGACUCCUUCACCCUCCACCACUCCCUCGCGCUCCGUCAAGCCUGGAAUCGUGCCUAAGACUAUUGGUUGGUGUUCAGACUAUUCCCACCCUGUGACCCUGGACAAGGUCCCGACGCCGACCGAUGUGCCGGAGUCUGUCCCCGCGGUGGCUAGCGUGACUUCGAUUCCGACGGGCACCCCGGAUGUGAUUAUCCAGACGGUCACCACCACUCUGGGUGUGGCGGCUUCGGAUGCCAGCUGUCCGUUUGCUUAGUCGGAAGCCUUACUUGCUUGGAUGAGUUCAUUGUAAUCUAAGAUGGCUUGCACAGUCAUGAUUCACCGCCGUGUAUCUUAUUUCUCUGUGUACAUUUUAACUGAAAGCUAAAUUGAUCAGUAAGAUUCGUUGGAAUUCUUGUUGUCUGUACCAGCGGAAUGACAACGACGCGUCGCGCUAUGUAUGCCUCAGGCCAUCCUUGCCACUUAACGUUCUUGAAUCACCC
Molecule: messenger RNA, 1169 nt
Organism: Aspergillus ibericus CBS 121593
Lineage: Eukaryota; Fungi; Ascomycota; Eurotiomycetes; Eurotiales; Aspergillaceae
Product: GPI anchored serine-threonine rich family protein
Exons: 1
Coding region: 188-943 (251 amino acids)
Source: RefSeq, a predicted model, not a curated record